UUUUAUUUGGCUACUGCCCAAGAAGAGCGAUUCUCAGUGUGCGUGGGAGCCCGCGACCGUGUUUGGAUAGAUGGGUGAAGAAUUGAAACUAUUGGGUGCAUGGGCGAACCCAUUUAGCCGGCGAGUCGAGAUAGCUCUGAAGAUCAAAGGGGUUGAAUACGAGUACUUGGAUGGGGACAUAAUCCACAACAAAAGCGCUUUGCUUCUCGAGUACAACCCCGUGCACAAGAAGAUGCCUGUGCUUGUCCACAAUGGCAAGCCCAUCGCGGAGUCUCUGAUGAUUCUUGAGUACAUCGACGAGACAUGGAAGGACAACCCGAUCUUGCCACGAGAUCCGUACAAGAGAGCGAUGGCCCGAUUCUGGGCUAAGUUCUUGGAUGAAAAGUGCGUGCCGGCCCUUUGGAAAUAUUGUUGGAGCCUCGGGGAAGAACAGGAAAAUGCAUAUGAAGAAGCAUGCGGGGUCCUGAAGAUUCUCGAGGGCGAUCUCGAGGACAAGAAGUUCUUCGGAGGUAACAACCUCGGGUUUGUGGACAUCACCGCCAACUCCGUGGGACUCUGGAUCGUAGUUAUCCAAGAAGCUGGUGGGUUCAAUAUCCUAACUCCCGAUAAAUUUCCCCGGCUGUGCAAGUGGGCUGAAGAGUUUCGAAGUUGCCCGGUCGUCAAGGAAAAUCUCCCUCCGAGAGACAGACUCUAUGCCUUGUUCAAGGCCCGCUUCGAGAAGAUCAGUGGCUCGAAGGAUGCCGAAUUAGCCUCGCGUCAUUAGCUGAGACAGACUAUUUGCAUUCGCACGGACCGUUGGUAGGAAAAACCGUUUCCCCAAGCACUGUUAUAUGUACAGUUGCUUUGUGUGGUUUUGGUUAUGCACCUAAAUAAAUCUUAACGAUCCUUCAUGUCAUGCAUUUGGAUUAGAACUGGUUGAUUUAAGUAGUAUAGCAGUUAGUAGAUCUACAUAAUCUUAGUCCUUGGAUGAUAUUGGCUGUGGAGUUACCUUUUAAUGAAUAAAAUUCUGAGCAUGCUCACAUAUUGUCA
Eucalyptus grandis is the source of this 1029-nucleotide messenger RNA. Its product is annotated as probable glutathione S-transferase. The transcript is spliced from 2 exons. Gene Ontology annotation, molecular function: glutathione transferase activity. The record is from RefSeq and is a predicted model, not a curated record. The coding region runs from base 71 to 763 and encodes 230 amino acids. Gene Ontology annotation, biological process: glutathione metabolic process. Lineage: Eukaryota; Viridiplantae; Streptophyta; Magnoliopsida; Myrtales; Myrtaceae. Gene Ontology annotation, cellular component: cytoplasm.